Messenger RNA from Schistosoma guineensis, 3978 nucleotides. NCBI's taxonomy places the organism in Eukaryota, Metazoa, Platyhelminthes, Trematoda, Strigeidida, Schistosomatidae. The record is from the annotation of a GenBank genome assembly.
GGGUGAUUUGAAACGUUUUCAUGCAUAAACAUGAGAACGUAUGCUGUGUUCUACAAGGGAUACCUCAAACUCUUGAUAGCUAGUUUGUGGAGCAUGAUUUGCCUGAUAUUCAGAAGGCACUUAAAAACAGCAUUAAAAUACCAAAGUGUGAAAUAUGAUAUUGUUCCUUUAUCUCCCUUAUCUAAGUACCGGUUGUGUACAUUAAGACGAAAAGUUAUGGUAUUAGAUUUGGAUGAGACACUGAUUCAUUCAGUACACGAUGGGAUAAUGCGGCCAACGGUCAGACCAGGAACACCUCCAGAUUUCGUUCUCAAAGUUUUUAUUGACCAUCAUCCCGUUCGCUUCUCCGUUCAUAAACGACCGCAUGUUGAUUUUUUCCUCAAUGUGAUAAGCCAGUGGUACGAACUUGUAAUAUAUACAGCUAGUCUUGAAAUUUACGGGGCAGGAGUAACUGAGUUGCUCGACAAUGGACGCCAUAUUCUUCAGAGACGAUUUUACAGACAGCAUUGUACAUAUGAUAAUGGCAGCUAUUCAAAGAAUCUUUCCCUAAUUACCUCUGAUAUGGCUUCUGUAUUCAUAUUAGACAAUUCUCCAGGGGCCUAUCGAUCAUAUCCUGGUAAUUUUGUGUAAUUUAUUACCAUAUUUCAACUUCAUCUGUUGUCUAGCUUGUUUUCGAAGGAAAUUUAAGGUCCUUUCAAAUUUGAGUCGUUGUUAAACGUUUGUUUGAUAAUUUUUGCAAUCUGACUUCACGUCCGUGUCAGACAAUUUUUAUUUUCCACAUAUGAAGAGUCGGUUAAAUAACCUGUAGUUGAGUUUCGUCCAUCUAUUAACAACGGGACAGUGAUAACAAAGAUUGCUUAUAUUGAUGUAUUUCACCCCAAUUUUUACUAGGAAAAGAUAUAACUCGUUGCACCAUGAUACAACCUUCUAGAAGUAAGGUUCUUCUGAUUAUAUUCAAUGACUAACCUCAACUAAUCAAUGCAUAUACAUUAUCAUGUUAGUGUUAUAAACUUCAGUAAUGCGAAAUAAUUACUAUACGCACUGUCGCUGAUGGCAAGCUAAGCGCAAUGUAUGUAAUGAGUAUAUUAUCACAGACCGAUGAAAAUGAUGUUAUUAAGCCCCCCACUCCCACAUUGUGUUUAUUCAAAGAACUUUCAGUAUGUUGACGAUUGACUCAACGAUACUUUCAUUUGUAUCCAGUAUCAGAAGACAGUUCUGUCCAACAAAAGUAAAGCGACUCUUAUAUCAAAUAACAAUCACUGCAUGAGUGUUAUCAACCACCUUGUGAAGGGUUAGUGUUUUUUUGGCGAGUUAGUUUUCUACGGGAUGGGGUCGUUAACCCCAUGCCCAACCUUCCUCCUUUAUCCGGGCCUGGGACCAGCAGUAGCCCUCAGAGGGGCUCCAGGCGUAGUUGUAAUGAAUGUACACAACAUUUAAAUGAAAUACUCUCUGUUUUUCGCUGGUAGUCUUUCACGCGUUUCUCACAGAUCUGCACUGUAUGACGAAAGUAAAUAUUUCAGACAAUUUAUAUCAAAUCCCUACCCUUUUUAAAACGAAUGCGACAAAGGUCUAAUUAUAGCUAAAUAUAUACUCCUAGGUUUAUACUUUUGGAAAUGUAAGUACAAACUGCUAAUCACACAUAAACUUCAAUGAUUUCAUUUCAACGUACCAGAUAUUUUCAAAUGACCAAGUCUCUUCCUCGACAGAAAUAUAUCCAUCUUUGUAAAAAAAAGCUUGAAAAUGGUUCUUCAGUUCCGAUGUACUGUACCAUCUUAUUGGUUGAAGCUUUCUCUAAACACUUGCAUCAUCGAGCAUAAUAAUGUUCAGCUGUCAAACAUGCUCAACAUAUUUUGACCAGAGUUGUUACGACGGUAAAUCAGUUAAAAUAUCUUUUGAAGUCUUUUACUCAGCUUCCCAAGUAUAUUUAGUUGUCAUCUAUCACUGUGCCGUCAAUCUCAGAAGUGAAUUAAGAGAGUGUCAUUACAAACACUUUAUUUGUUACGGUCAUUUGAUAAAUAAGUUCAGAGUGUAUUGUUUGGAUAUAGGGAUAAAGUUAUUUCGUUGGCAAAAGUAACUAUGCCACUAUAGCUUCAAUCUACGUUAUGAUAACGGUUGGUUACAUAUCAUUGUUAACACCUAUACGUUCUUCUAAAAUUGAUAUUUCUACUGCUUUGUUUGUUUUUCAGUUAAGAAAUAUUAAUAUGCUUAUAUCAUUAUUAGAAAUAGUUUGAAUUAUCUUGUUGAUAUUUAGGACUGGAUUUUGAUCAGUAUUUGUUGGUGUAUGUGCAUCAUGUAUGGAUUGCCUCGAUACAAACAUGAUGACACAAGUUAUUCAUUUUAGAUUAAUUGUUGUUAGUAAUGAAAUCCUAGUGUGAAUAUCAACGGUAGGAUGCUGUCCAUCCAUCUGACGAGUCCCAAACAGGACGAAAUGUGGGUCCUUGAUCCAACUCCUAGUCACAACUCAUCUGUUUUAUCAAUAUUCUUUUGUAGGUGUCAUUACCACGGUUUGAUUUGAUAAUUUCGAACAAAUUGAGCAUUACACUAAGUCACGAAACGUCAGAAAAUCCUAUUUUCUACUCAUUGGGAUAUUACAAAUAUAUUAUUUUUAUUUAUAAUAUUCUUUUGGUUUAUUUAUUUGCUUAGAGUUAUUGGACUUUUACUAGUCAUUGUCUCUUUGUCGUGUAGUAGUAGUCAAAUGGCUCGGCUUCCAUUCACUAAGUCUCAAGUUCGUACCCCGCUCUACCCACAUCUGUUUGGGUAGCUGGGUUGUAUCAUUAAUUCUUACACCUUGAGUGGCUUAUACUCAAAUACCUAGUGAAUGAGUCGAUUUAAUAAAUUUAUUUUUAUCUCUUAUUUUGAUGCUUAUCCAUCUUUAUUUUAAUACCUACAGAUAAUGCUAUUCCGAUUCGGUCGUGGUUUUCCGAUUCACGUGAUACAGCCCUUCUAUGUUUGCUACCAGUACUGGAUGCUCUUAGGUUUGUGAGCGAUGUACGUUCAGUACUAAGUCGUAAUUUACACAGGCCCCAAUCCAUACUACCUUAACACUAACACAUACAUACAUGUUCUUUUGUCCAAAUACCUGAUUACCUUUUUGUUUGACCAGAUUUUUUAGGUUCUAAUUAUUAUUAAUACUUAGUUGUAUAUUCGACUUCACAACUCUCAUUUCAGUUAAACCUUUCUAGUGCGUUAAUCUUUAUACUUAGAAUUUUAUCAGACUAUAUAAUGUGUACAUGUUUUCUAAUUUCAUUAGGGCUCCCUAUCUAAUAGACUCAGUACUGUGUUUUGGAUUAUUAUUCUCAAUAUCUUUCUGUGUUUGCUACGUUUUUAUUCAUGUUUUAAAGCUUUAUAAUCUUUUUGUCUCCAGUCCACUGUAUUGUCUGCACAACCCUACUCUAUUUUGCAUCUGUUGUUUGAUUCCAGUUAAUGAAUAACUUUAGGGAGGUGUUGUGCAAAUUAGUAUGUAUACUCUACUUUUUCUGUGUACGCCUCAGUUAAUAUGAAAUAGGUACAAUUGAUUUACUAAUACACUACUAGAAUAACAUAUUCUAUUGUCCUUGUGAGCUAAAAUUGUAUUAUAUUUUGAAUACUUUGUUUCUUAUACUUUUCAGUAUUAUACCUGUUGUUAUCUUAAGAAUUCCCUUCAUGUCUGAUUCCAGUCUCUCUAUUUUCUCCUUUUUCUUCUAAUGAUAAAUACAGUUAUUUAAACUUAAUUAUUACCUCAAUUCUACCAGCUUUCUUGUGUGUGUAAAUAAUAAAUAUACAAUUUAUUUCUUACUGUAAAUUAGCUUUCUUUUUGCGGACAUAUUUAAACUAUACGUUGGAGUGGCCUAACGGUCUAAGGCGCCAGACUCAGUAGUGUUCUUCUGGGUGUUCUGGUCCACGAUGUGGGCGUUGUUUCGAAUCCCACCCUCGACACAUACUUGCCCCCAAAUGCCCUGGUACGACCGAGGGUGGGGAGAGUCAGCUCUUCCUCUCGAG